This is a messenger RNA of Aspergillus aculeatinus CBS 121060, 965 nucleotides long. Its product is annotated as reductase with broad range of substrate specificity. Gene Ontology annotation, cellular component: intracellular anatomical structure. NCBI's taxonomy places the organism in Eukaryota, Fungi, Ascomycota, Eurotiomycetes, Eurotiales, Aspergillaceae. The coding region runs from base 15 to 845 and encodes 276 amino acids. The transcript is spliced from 5 exons. Gene Ontology annotation, molecular function: oxidoreductase activity, acting on NAD(P)H, oxygen as acceptor. The record is from RefSeq and is a predicted model, not a curated record.
CACGCACGCGCAAAAUGUCCAUGACCGUGACAGACAGCAACCAACCCCGGGAGGGCUUUCCGCGCCCAUUCCCGGGAACCCCCAACAACGUGCUCGAGCAGUUCCAGAUGGCGGGGAAGGUGGUCGUUGUGACGGGCGCCGCCGAUGGGAUCGGGUAUGCGGUGGCGGAAGCGAUGGCCGAGGCGAGGGGACAUGUCGCGUUGUGGUAUAAUUCCAACAAUGCAGCGGUGGAAAAAGCAGAGGUCCUGGCGCGAGACCACGGGGUCAAGGCGGUCGCAUACAAAGUCGAUGUGUCUGACCCGGAGAGAAUCCAGGCCGCGUUGACGGAUGUGAUUCGUGACUUUGGGAAAAUCGACGUCUUCGUCGCCAAUGCGGGAAUGGCAAUCUCCAAGCCUAUUCUCGAGCAGACACUGGACGAGUACAGGAAGCAGAUGUCCGUGAACGUGGACGGAGUGGUCUACUGCUCCAAAUUUGUCGGUGACAUCUUCAAGCACCAAGGGUUCGGCAACCUGAUUAUCACCUCAAGUAUGAGCGCGCAUAUCGUCAAUGUGCCGGUGGACCAGCCGGUGUACAACGCGACCAAAGCGUUUGUCACGCACUUUGGCAAGUCGCUGGCCCGCGAGUGGCGGGACUUCGCGCGGGUCAACAUCGUGUCGCCGGGCUUCUUCGACACGAAGAUGGGCGCUGGGGAGGACUGCCUACAGGAGGCGUACCGGAUGGCGGUGCUGGGCCGACAGGGGAACGUGAAGGAGAUCAAGGGGUUGUACCUGUAUCUGGCGAGCGAUGCGUCGACGUAUAUGACGGGGAGUGAUUUGCUGAUCGACGGGGGGUAUGUUCUGCCUUAGGCGGCUGUCUGGACUGGCUAUGCUGCUUUAAGCCUGGAAGUUCUUGAUCGUUCAGUUUGCGAUCAUCGUGAUGUGCAUCUAGCCGCAAUGUAUAAUGCGCGUUGAUAAGCAAUAGAUGAG